AGCACAUGGCAACCUUACCCAUUUGGCCUUUUUCUAAUUAAAAUUACAAAUUCAAUAGAUGACAUAAUAUAAAGAUCCCUCUUAUCUGUCUUUUUUUCUUUUUUCAUAUUGAGUUUUUGCAGUAAUGGAGGAAACCGAAGCUCUUGAUCUCUUGGAAGAGUCUUGGUUUUUCGAGAACUUACUCGACAGGAGAAGGAGGAUGUCAAGAUGUUAUUCAGAUCCUUGUACAUCAUCGAAUUUCAGACAAGAUGUUUUGUCAAAUGAUUCAUGUAAUAAUAAUCAGAGCUCUAAUGGUUUGGUCCGUGCACCCUCGUUGCCUCCAUGUAUAGGGAGGGGAGAACAGGUUGAAGCAAAAAAGAACCAUGGUGGGAAGAUCAAAUUGAACAGGCAAUUAUCAUUGCAAGCAUCGAAGACGACGUCGACGACGACAACAACAUGUUCUGAUCAUAAGACAAAGACGCCUGAUAGAGAAUCAUCAUCAUCGAGACAUAGUUUGCAAAGAACACCUUCUUUGCCUUCUUCAAUGGAGGCCAAAGUCAGUGAUAUAAGAAUGAGCAAAUUGAUCCGACAAGCAUUGGCUGACUCACCAGAUAUAUUGCCACCAAGGCACAAUCAUAACAAGGCAACAAACUUGCCAAGGUGUAGCAUUAGACCACCGAGGAACCAAGAGGUGGAAGCCAUUAACAACACCAACGAGGCUUCGGUCACGAGGUACCGCCACUCGAACCCGAAGAAGAUGCUGCAAAAGAGCUAUAGCGAUCUUGCAUUCCAAGAACUGCAAGGGUUCAAGGAUUUAGGAUUCACAUUCGACAAGGAAGACCUGAGCCCUGAUAUUGUGAACAUAUUGCCAGGCUUGCAAGGGGAUAAGAUAGAAGAUGAGUUGCAACCAGAUAAGGUGAAGAAGCCAUAUUUGUCGGAGGCGUGGCUGGUACAAGGCCCUGCACCACCUCCUAUUCCAACAUGUGUAUCCAAGAAUUCAGCAAAGGAUAUGAAGGCACAAAUCAAGUUUUGGGCCAGAGCUGUGGCAACUAAUGUUCGACAAGAGUGCUGAGAAUAGCAUUAAAAACAUCACCCAUUUCUUGUACCAAAUUUGACAUAAAUUUAGCUUUUCUUUUCUAUUUCUACUCUCAUUUUUCCAAUUCCUCGGAAUUUAUUUUUUUCAUUUAGGACUGAUAUCCUUUCUAUUUUACCCGGUGUUCAUGUUUCGAAGGCCUAUAGAAGCAGAGUCCUUGUCUGAUACUAUGAAAUCUUAUGUAAACAAAAAUCUUUUUGGCCAUUAAUGUACAAUAAUAAUUCAUUAUUGUUUA
This is a messenger RNA of Gossypium raimondii (Peruvian cotton), 1307 nucleotides long. RefSeq lists its product as hypothetical. The coding region runs from base 125 to 1051 and encodes 308 amino acids. The record is from RefSeq and is a predicted model, not a curated record. Lineage: Eukaryota; Viridiplantae; Streptophyta; Magnoliopsida; Malvales; Malvaceae. The transcript is spliced from 2 exons.